This is a messenger RNA of Sturnus vulgaris (Common starling), 6380 nucleotides long. RefSeq names its product USP6 N-terminal like (gene USP6NL). Gene Ontology annotation, biological process: regulation of GTPase activity. Gene Ontology annotation, molecular function: small GTPase binding; GTPase activator activity. The record is from RefSeq and is a predicted model, not a curated record. NCBI's taxonomy places the organism in Eukaryota, Metazoa, Chordata, Aves, Passeriformes, Sturnidae.
GAGACAGAAGUAUCACUAUAGCUAUCUCUAGUAUAUCUAUACUAUAUAUAUGUGUGUGUGUGUCAGUAAUAUGGUUUUUUGGUGCCUGAGAUUGGUGUGUGGUAGAAGAGCAGCAGUGAUAUUAAAAAGCAAGUUGUUUUCAAGUGGUGAAGGGGUGAGAGAGUUAACCUGGGACAAAAGCUUGUGUUCUUUGUGUGAGUUCUUUUUAUCCUGACCACAAAAAUGCUUACAGAUAAGGAAACAGAAAGUAGCUGGUUUCAGUUCAGUAGUUCUGUUAUGUGUGAAGUAGAAGAUUAUUUCUGUGUAGCAAGAGGAUUGCUGUUGUGUGUGUCAGCAGUAAGAAAAUGCUGCUUUUGAGGGAAAUGUGCCUGGUAGUGGACAUGGCACUGGCUUAGUCUAAACUCAUAGUGAUUCCAGAGACUAAACUAUUGACACCUGGGCUUGGGUGGGAUCCAUGAGCAGUAAUCAGUGCUAAAGACAAAGGAGCUGCUGCUCAUUUCCAGGCUCUGCCAGACGAUAUGGGGAGGAAGGUUAAAACAAUUGAAGGAACUGUUCUUUUUUCAGUCUCUGGGGAAAAAAGAAUAGUCCAACACACUUGAUCAGAUCUCCUGUUCCUGGCAUUUUAGCACUUCUCUGAGUGUUAAAACCACAAGAAAACCACAAAAGGGUUGAGGCUGGAAGAGACCUAUGUGGUCCAACCCUGUGCUCAAGCAGGGCUGUGCAGAGCUGGUUGCCCAGGACCACAUCCAGACAGCUUAGGAACAUCUCCAAGGAUGGAGAGAGAUUCCACAGCUCCCCUGGGUAACCUGUGCCAGUGCCACUGGUCGUCUUUCAAGUGCCUACAGAAAGUGUCUGGUAGUGUGUGUGCCCUGACUUGCUUAGGUUAGGAUAUGGAAUUGGCUGGUUCCUGGCUGCAGGCAUCUCACAGCAGCAGAAUAGAGGCUGUGUGAGGACUAAAGUCUGGGCAGGAGAAUGGCUUCGUGUGUUUGUGAUGAGAUAUUUGGUGUGGUGAUCUGGUUUUCAGGUUUUACUCCUGAAUUUCUGUACAUUUAUCAACAAAAAUGUUGUUGUAACUCCUGCUAUCCUAGGUAUUUCAAGUCCCCAAGAUAUCUUGAACAGUAAAGGAGUUUUGAUCAGAAAAUAUGUAAAAUAUCCAUCCUUUAAGUAGGGAUACCUGUUGCAGAAAUCUGAACUGUGUUUUUAGAGUGACCUAAAUUUGUGGUUUCUUAUGUAAUAAGCCAGAAAGAGGGUACUUCAAGCCCCAUUUCAAGUAAGUCCUUUCAGUAAGAUGCUUUUCCUGCAGCACUUGGAAAACACCAGUAAGAAUUUUUGCCCGAGAGUAUAACAGUGAUGUGUUACAGGAGCCCUGGCCUCUGAGGCUGUUUGUUCAAAUUCUUUUGUUUAUUAUGAGCUGGAAUGCAGGGCUGUGGGCUGGGCUGGAGAACACCAGCGUGGUGCCUUCGUGACACUUGGCAUUAACAAAUGGCAUCUUUGUUCCAGCCUCUGCAGCUCCUGGAGCUGUAGAGGGGCUGUGUCUGGAAAAAGGAGCACGUGUCAAGUGGCUCAGUUGUGUGGAACAAAUGCAGCAAGUGGAGGAGGAGAACUUUUCCCUUGGUCAUUUUUGAGAAACACUGGUUUAGAAUAUGGUCUAGAAGCAAACAGAUUUACUUCAUGAAGACUAAAACAGAGCUCUACAAGGACUUGGAAGAAAAUGAAAAUGGCAGUCUAAAGACUGGUGCAGAUGCUGAGCAGGAUGCUGCUAUCAAACUUGCCCAGGAACGAGCAGAGAUAGUUGCCAAGUAUGACAGAGGACGAGAGGGUGCUCAGAUUGAACCGUGGGAAGAUGCUGACUACCGUCUUUACAAAGUCACAGAUAGAUUUGGGUUUUUACAUCCAGAGGAGCUUCCAGUCCAUGAUGUGAUGAUAGAAAAGCAAAAGCACCUUGAAAUUGAAAGAACUACAAAAUGGCUUAAGAUGCUGAAAAGCUGGGAAAAAUACAAGAAUAGUGAAAAGUUUCAUAGGAGAAUUUAUAAAGGAAUCCCACGGCAGUUCAGAGGGCAAGUCUGGUCUUUGUUGCUUGAUGUUCCUAAGAUGAAAGAAGAAAUGAAAGACUUUUAUAAUAAAUUGAAGUAUCAAGCACGAGGGUCUUCACCAGAUAUUCGGCAAAUUGACCUUGAUGUGAACCGGACGUACAGAGACCACAUCAUGUUUCGGGACAGAUAUGGUGUGAAGCAACAAUCUUUGUUCCAUGUUUUAGCUGCAUAUUCCAUAUAUAAUACGGAAGUUGGAUACUGCCAGGGAAUGAGCCAGAUCACAGCUUUGCUUCUGAUGUUCAUGAAUGAAGAAGAUGCCUUCUGGGCCUUGGUGAAACUUCUCUCUGGUCCAAAGCAUGCUAUGCACGGUUUUUUUAUUCCUGGUUUUCCAAAACUGUUGAGGUUUCAGGAACACCAUGACAAAAUACUGAAGAAAUUUUUGUCCAAACUUAAGCAGCAUUUGGACUCCCAGGAUAUGCCCACCAGCUUUUACACAACCAAGUGGUUUUUCCAGUGUUUUCUUGAUCGUACUCCCUUUACAUUAAGCCUCAGGAUAUGGGAUAUCUACAUACUUGAAGGAGAGCGGAUUCUCACUGCUAUGUCUUACACAAUUCUGAAACUGCACAGAAAGCAUCUGAUGAAAUUACAAAUGGAAGAGCUUGUAGAAUUUCUGCAGGAGUCUUUAGCCAAGGAUUUCUUCUAUGAAGAUGACUUUGUAAUAGAGCAGCUCCAAAAUUCUAUAUCAGAAUUGAAACGAGCAAAGCUGGAUUUACCAGUAGCUGGUAAAGAAGAUGAAUUUCCAAAGAAGCCAUUGGGGCAGAUUCCAUCAGGACCUCUACCUUCUGUGCUUAACUCCACUCCAAUGCUUAAUGGACAGAACAGUACUGGUACUCAAGCAGCAAGGACAGAGAGAAGACCAUCCACAGAAGAAGAACCAGAAAGUUCACCAAAUGACCGAAAAAGAAUUAAUUCUGUGGAAAAGAAACCUUCCUUAAAACAGCAAAAGGUUCGACCAAUAGAGACACAAAACAAUUUGCCUAAGAAUGAGGUAGAUACCAGAAAAAAGCCUCAGCCAACAGAGCAAGACAACUCAAGUCUAUACAAUAAUGCAGCUGCUAAUCAAAAUUCUAAUGCUACUUCCAAUACAAGAAGGGAAUUUGUACCUAAGUGGAAUAAACCAUCUGAUAUCAAAAUGAUGGAAAAGACAAUGAAACUCACUGCAGAGGUGAAAGGGAGGCCAGUAAACCAUUCUGUUUUGGGUCCACCACCAAGUCCUGGAGAAAUGCAGCCUUUGAAUGUAAAGCAAAAAGUAAGGGUUUUGGAUGCUGAUGAAGGUAAGCGAGGGUCUAAUGCAUCUCAGUAUGACAAUGUUUCAGAGGAUGAAACUGAGAAUGAGAAUCUUGUUGAAGAUGUGCUUGAGAGAGCUCAUCCAGAAAGUCCUAGGCAUGUAGCAUUUUCUAACAGUCCAAGAAAGCAAAUGGAAAAAAUACCAGCUCCAUUAAAAAUACCUAAUAAUUACACCUUCACUUCACAACCCAGAUCUCCAAAAUAUGCAUCUCAGUCUGAUGGUCCAUCUCAUGGACUGAAUGUAAAACAGCCACUGCCAGGUUAUAGUAAUCCCCCUACUUACUAUGGGAAUUCUCCAAAGCAUGUUUCCAGUAUAGGCAAUGCAAGUUCUGCACCUCUGCAUUACCAUGGGAAUCGACCCGGCCCCUCUGGAAGGCCAUACCCUCCUUUUAUGUCAGUAGAUUAUUCCCCAAAUAAACUGCAAAUGAAUUCCUAUCCUGCCAGCCGCCAAAAUCCUCUUUCACCAGCCCCUGCUCAGACAGAAGUCACUCCUGUUGAUGCUUACACCAGCAACUCGAGGUCCUCCCCAGGUGUCAAGUUCAUCAUCCCUCCAGCAGAUUAUUUACCAGAGGAGAGAAAGUGGCCAGAUGCUGCCUACAUCUACAGACAUGAACCCUACAGGCAGCCCUGGAGCCAAGACCUUAACAAAGGCCACUUGGAUAAUUUCCAGAAAUACCAUCAUUUUCAGUCAACACCUUUACAAGACCGGAGUCUUCCUGCUGUUUCUGUGGAUAGUCCAGUGAGAUACAGGACUUCCCCAACCUUUGAAGAGAAUGGUUCCCCACAGUACCAAUAUCCAAACCCAUCAGCUCAAGCCCAGCACUAUCGGAACAGAACUGAUGGAUUGUCUAUGCAUGAAUCUGUGCUCCUCUGAGAAUCUGGCUAUGCUUAGUAAAAUGGCAAGAACCAAACCAGUUGAACAGUACUGUGUCAGUAGUAGUCCACCUCAGUUCUCUGAAAUGUGAGCGGUUCAUGUGAGUUCAAAAAUAAUGACACUAUUUCAGAGAUGUUUCAGACUUUGGUUGAAAGCUGGUGGAGUUCUUGGACUUGCAUGGAAGCUACUGGAAGUGAUCUAAUGCACAUAGACAUAGCAAUAAGCUCAUGUACACCGUGUUGUUCAUGAUGUUGUCGCUCCUUACAUAUUUGAAUAACUUGUGUUACAAUCCUUCUGCCUAAAACCUGUAACACACUGAAAAGUUUUAUUUUGACUGACAUUGUUAAUGCACUGUACAGAUGUGUGUGUGUGCACCUGUGUGAGUGUGCACUUACAGUACACAAACUCAUAUGGAAAAGAGCUAAAAAGUUUAAAUGCAUUUAACUUUGGGCAAAGCUUGUGAAGUACUUUUAUUUCAUAUUAAUUUUUCUUUGUAAUUUAUUUGAGAAGCCAUUCAUUUUGAAUGGGAAUUUCCGUCAUUUUUAUACAGCUGCCUCAGCAUCCCAGUAUCUGUUCUGGGCAGGAGAGAUGCUUUGGGAUUAUUAAUUUAAUCAUAUGUGAGAGUUAAUUUCCUCUCCUUUGACUACUGUUUGUCAUUUUCCUGAGCAGGAAGGAGCAGGCAGGCAAAAGCAGAAAGCAAAAAAUGUCUCUCUAAUCUGGCUAAGAAAUGGUGCUUAAAUUCAGGGCGGUAUUUUAGGGGUUUUGUAAGUGCAUUGAAAGAGGAGAAUUUGUACCUUCUCACCCAAACCUACCUUCAGAAUGUCAUUCUAUAUGCAAAAGACUGGAGCACAGUGAGACUAAUGCCAGAUACAGAAAUGGUGCUGCACCCUUCACUUUUUGCCAUGCUGUGCUGUCAGACUAAAACUGGUUGCAGGGCCAAAUCUCACAGGUAUCAGAGAAUUGCACAGCUCAUUGACACCUCUGUGAAGUGCAUGCAAGAAUUUGAGCUUUGCUCCAAUAUUGAUACUCCCUGAGCUAUGUGAGUAUGCAGUGUCUCUUCUCUUAAGCUUUGUCAAGUGGAUUCUGUUGUGUUUUUCCCUUUUUCCCCCAAAUUGCUGGUGGGUUCCUGUCUGUGAUGGGGUGUGUGCUGCUGUGCUGUUGGGCUUGCACUGCACCGUGUUUCACACUAAAAUGACCCUGCCUGUUGUUAACAGGAACCUUAAACUCCUGCUGAUGUAAGUAAUUCUAAUUAGUGUUUGCAGCCCUUUUUCCUUCGUGUUUUCCUUUCUUUGACUGUGAAUUAGAGGUGGGAUUAAAAGCAGGUGAAGUGGCACAUGUAGGAUGGAGUCCUGGGAGCUGCAGGACGUGCUGACCUCUCGCCAGGAGCUGAGGCAGAGGAGGGUCUCACCAGGAGAGGUCCUUGGAGUGCUGAACAGAGAGAUUUCUGAUACUGAAGUACUAAGCAUUGGUAUCAACAGCAGUUUGGAAGGUUGUCCUGUUCCCUUUUGUUUUCUAAGGUUUGUUAACUGAAAACAUAGAAAUGGAUAUUAUUUUUUUCCUUUAAAGAAUGAGCUUUAGUGCCUAUUAUUGCUGCAGGUUGGCUCUGUAAGUUUUAAGGUACAGAAGUAAAACAAUUUUUACAAAUGGAAGUAACAUUUACUUAGUAUGUUUCAAAACAUUUUUUUGUGUAUAUAACGUGUCUGAUGUAAUUUUUAAUAACUGGGCAAUUUUAUAUUUUGAAAAUUGCAAACUGCAGCGAAGUAACUGUAGCCAAGCACUACACUGAAAUCCUAAACUAAAAUUGUGAAGAUAAAUAUGACUUGGGCUUACUUUAGUUCUGAUUGCUUACAGCAGCUUAGAAAUGUAUGUAUAUAAUAUUGUGGCUAAGUGUAAUAAUCUCAGUGUUUAAUGAUGGUUCUGUAAUUCAUAACGAAGCUGUACAAUUUAUUUGUGCAAACAACAUGAGGCUCCAAAAUAUGUAUCAGCAUUAGUAAAUACUGUAGAUUUUUAUAUAUAAAAUAUAUACACACUAUUUUCUUAUUUCAUCUGCAACAGUUUUAUAACUGUGUACCCUAUUUUGAUGUGACUGUAUUUUUAACAUGUUAAAAUAAUAAUAAUUAAGCUUA